Messenger RNA from Callorhinchus milii (elephant shark), 1922 nucleotides. RefSeq names its product phenylalanyl-tRNA synthetase subunit beta (gene farsb). Gene Ontology annotation, biological process: phenylalanyl-tRNA aminoacylation. NCBI's taxonomy places the organism in Eukaryota, Metazoa, Chordata, Chondrichthyes, Chimaeriformes, Callorhinchidae. The record is from RefSeq and is marked provisional. Gene Ontology annotation, molecular function: magnesium ion binding; ATP binding; RNA binding. Gene Ontology annotation, cellular component: cytoplasm; phenylalanine-tRNA ligase complex.
GUGCGCGGGGUCUCUCCCCCUCUGGUCUGAGCAAUGCCGACUGUCAGUGUGAGACGGGAGUUGUUAUUCCAGGCUCUGGGCCGCAGCCACACUGAUGAAGAAUUUGAUGAACUCUGCUUUGAGUUCGGUCUGGAGCUUGAUGAAGUGACAACUGAAAAGGACAUCAUAAGCAGAGAGCAGGGAGAUGGAAAAGCAGACGGAGCAUCUGAUAUAGUCUUGUAUAAGAUUGAUGUUCCUGCUAAUCGCUAUGAUCUCUUAUGCCUGGAAGGACUGGUACGUGGACUGCAGGUCUUUAAGGAGAGAAUUGAAGCCCCAAAAUACACAAGAGUGGGACCACUGAAUGGGGAGAUGCAGAAACUGAUAAUAACAGAAGAGACUGCACAGGUGCGUCCGCAUGCAGUAGCAGCCGUUCUGCGUAAUAUCAAGUUUACUAAGGAUCGCUAUGACAGUUUCAUUGAGCUGCAAGAAAAGCUGCAUCAAAACAUCUGCAGGAAACGAACUCUGGUUGCUAUUGGUACCCAUGAUUUGGACACCAUAUCUGGACCCUUUACAUAUACAGCAAAACCACCCUCUGAGAUUAAAUUCAAACCAUUAAAUCAGUCGAAGGAAUACACUGCUCUAGAACUUAUGGAUCUAUACAAGACUGAUAGUCAACUUCGACAUUACUUGCAUAUUAUUGAAGACAAGCCAGUUUACCCAGUUAUCUAUGACAGCAAUGGUGUGGUUCUCUCUAUGCCCCCUAUCAUAAAUGGAGACCACAGUAAAAUAACACUGAACACUCAGAAUGUUUUCAUUGAAUGUACUGCAACUGAUCGUACUAAAGCAAAAGUAGUCCUUGACACAAUUGUCACAAUGUUCAGUGAAUAUUGUGAGAAACCGUUUACUGUUGAGGCAGCUCAAAUUAUUUAUCCCAACGAGGAAACAAUCAUCUAUCCAGAGAUGGCUUACAGAAAGGAAAUAAUGAAUACAGAUUUGAUUAAUAAACAAGUAGGAAUAAACGAAACACCUGAAUCUGUCGCUAAGUUGUUGACUCGGAUGUACUUGAAGUCCAAGGUGAUAGGGAAUGGAACACAAAUAGAAAUUGAAAUCCCUCCCACAAGAGCAGAUGUCAUCCAUGCGUGUGAUAUUGUAGAAGAUGCAGCAAUAGCCUAUGGUUACAAUAACAUCCAGAUGACCAUUCCAAAAACCUAUACUAUUGCCGAUCAGCUUCCAAUAAACAAGCUCUCCGAGUUGCUGAGGCAAGACAUGGCUGCUGGUGGAUUCACUGAGGCAUUGACUUUUGCCCUGUGUUCUCGCGAAGAUAUCGCAGACCGACUCUGCAAAGAUAUAGCGGUAACGAGGGCAGUACAUAUUGCCAACCCCAAAACAGCCGAAUUCCAGGUCGCUCGCACUACACUUCUGUCUGGUCUGCUGAAGACAAUUGCAGCCAAUAGGAAGAUGCCACUGCCACUUAAGUUGUUCGAAAUCUCAGAUGUGGUAUUGAAAGAUUCCUCUAAAGAUGUUGGUGUGAGGAACAGCAGACGCCUCUGUGCUGUGUACUACAACAAGAAUCCUGGCUUUGAGGUGAUCCAUGGCCUGUUGGACCGUAUAAUGCAGCUUCUUGAAGUGAAACCAGGGAAAAAGAACGGAUACUAUAUUCAGGCAGCAGAAGAUUCUACCUUCUUCCCGGGUCGAUGUGCAGAGAUCUUUGCUAAAGGUCAAAGUGUAGGCAAGCUGGGAGUUCUUCACCCUGAUGUUAUCACCAGAUUUGAACUGACUAUGCCCUGCUCCGCUCUCGAAAUUGACAUGGAGCCGUUUCUUUGAAGGAUGAGACUGCUCUCCUGCUCCCUGAAGUUCUUAUCACACUUUUCUGUCCUUCAGUCAUUCUGCACAAAAAGCAGCUACUGACACUAUUCCACUGUAUAGAUAAAUAUUUAAUAAGG